CAACAACCCGGCCCCGGCCCGUAACAACGACGCAGACGGGAGGGGGAAUUAUUAUACCGGAAACCGGGCUGCCAACGACGUCGAGACGGCCAUUUACUUCGCGCCCGAGGCCGCAGACAGGUUCGAGCACGACGAAGCCACUGUUGUUUCCUAUCAUCAGUACUAGUGCCAGCAGUACUAGCACCUCCACGACGGUAGAAGGAGACAGCACAAGGUUCGUCCCGAUCAUCGCGACGGUCAGCCCAUUCACUCCGGUGUUCCCGCCGGAGUCGCCGGGAACCACCACGGCAACAUCCACAUCUGUACAAGGUGGAACUACGACGACCAAGAAUCCGACUACGCAAGGGGAAAAGAGAAAGGCAAGAUCGAGAACAAAGUGGGACGCGCAGUCGCAGAGCGAUAGAAGAUGCUGCGUUUGUAUGUUCAAAUUUACUUCUUUAGUUUCUCCCAAAUGGCAUUGCAUUCGCCGCUGCCGUUGAACAGAAGGGCGUGGACGACGUCGCUUCUAGUAGUAGUAAAUGAUUAAACGAACUUGCUGAAGUUUGUGACUGUGGACCCGUUCAUCUCUAUCUUUUCGAUUUCUUUCCCUUCCAUAACCAAUGGAGAAGAGGAGGCGCCUAGUAAAACAACGGCUGCACCUCAACAGCAAAUUAUAGAUAUCCCACAGAAAAAGACCGACAGGUCAUAUUUGUAAUGCAAAAAUAAAUACACAGGAAAAUCUGUCAUGGGCGAGGCCAUAACAUCCUGUUUAGGGCAUGCAAUACAGAUUUUUUUGUCUAUUUAUUUUGGCAUUACAAAUAUGACCUGUCGGUCUUUUUCUGGGGGAUAAUAGAACUCCCCCCCGCCUUGCAAGUCGAACCCGUGCGCUACCCUGUGCAAAAGUAUCGUACUCGUAUAAAUGCAAAUACUGCAUUACAAAUCUUGUUCCCAAGGCAAAUCUGCAUUACAAAUUUCAUUUCUCAUGCUGAGGAAAUUUGUCAUGCGAUUUAUACUAGUACGAGGAUGCUUUUGCAUUUCAUAUGCGCGGUCCGUCGACGAUGCGCGGAUCCGCGCAGGCUUUGUGGGCCAAACCGCAGAAGCGAAAGGACGGCAAGAAGCAGUUUCUGUACCACUUUCCGUCACAUUGGUACCUGCAAUGGACCGGGGUUCACCAGAUUGUGGUGUUCUCCCGCCCACUGUCGGAUUCCUUCUGGUGCACCUUCUGGGGCGCGAACUUGUUUUGCGUGUUGCUGCUGUUGCUGAUUUCGUGUGUGGUCUACGCCUCGGGGCAGGGCUUGUAUUGCUGUUUUCGCAGGGCGGGAUUGUUAGACGAGACUGGCAGUUAUAGUACUAGCAGGAGUGGCAGCCAUAGAAGUGCUACCAGGAGCAGAAGAAACAGUGGAGGUGCUGGAUUCAUCAUGAACGGAACAUCAAAUGGGAACGGCGCAACAGGAGGUGGAGCAACAGCUUCCGGACUGGCCGCCGCAGGACAUUUUAGCAACGGCUUCGUCUACUACACGGAUAGAAAUAAUUCCUCUCGCGAUUAUGAGAACACCACCAGUCCGGUAGACGACAGCGACUCCUCCCCGUCUUCACACCGGUUGGCCGGGCGUGCCGUGUCGACCCCGCUUUCUCGGAGUAACAGUAACUCGCUGUACAGCAACAGAACGCCGGGUGGAGAGGGAUCAGUUUACAGUGAGGAAGAUUUGGAGGACUGGAGUAUCAGCGACGAAUUUUCAUCCUCAAAUAGCUCGUCAACAUCUUUGGCGAUUGCGUCCGGGGAAGAGGAGGACCUGGUUUUCGAGAAAGGGGAAUUUGAAUUAGAGACGGAUCAACUUCUUUCUGGAAAAAAUGGAGGAACGUCUUGGAGCAGCAGCGGUGCCGCAAGUAGUAGCAGUUCUAGUAGCGGGGAAGAAAAUGAGUAUGGCCAUCAUCUAUUUCGGCAAAGACAGGACGCGGAAGCGGAACUCGAUCUGAAGUUUCGUCACGCUGCUGGUGUUCGUCCUGCUGCUCCACCGUUGGCAGCAACAUUCCGAUCUCCCGGAAGAAUAUCAGCGCCACAUAGCAACAACACAGGCAAUAGCAAUACUACAGCUACAGGUCGGAAAACUACUGGCAAUAUGAUGUUUCCUAAUCCACUAGACCCGGAGUUCUCACCGAUACGGCGAACUUACCACUUCUACGACGACAAGGACAACAUCGAGGAAAAUCAAAAUGAUGAAAACGGUAUGGAGGAGGAGAAAUUCUACCUGCUUCAGACACGCGGGCGAGGAAGAAUAAAAAAGGAAAACAGGUCUGAUGGCGCUGCAAUUUCACCAAAUCAAAGACAACACGAUGGUGAUCGUUUGACUCAAUGAACAAAUAGCAGAGCUGCAUGAUGUAAGAAGAACACAUCAGAAGAUAUGAACUGAUGUUGUGUGGGAGGAAAGAAAUAGAAAAGUAAG
Molecule: messenger RNA, 2423 nt
Organism: Amoebophrya sp. A120
Lineage: Eukaryota; Dinophyceae; Syndiniales; Amoebophryaceae
Source: the annotation of a GenBank genome assembly